Molecule: messenger RNA, 2660 nt
Organism: Delphinapterus leucas (beluga whale)
Lineage: Eukaryota; Metazoa; Chordata; Mammalia; Artiodactyla; Monodontidae
Source: RefSeq, a predicted model, not a curated record
AUGAGAGAGCACCUGGAUGCAGCCCCUAGCUGCCUUGACCUCCCCGCCUCCCUCCCCACGUCCUGAUGAUCUUCUGUUAUUUCUUCCUCCCUCCACGGGGAGCAGGCCGGAGCCUGGUGCUGAGGGUCCCCAGCUCGGGGCUCUCACAGGUUGGCCACACCUAAGGACACACCUGCCCUUGCCGUCCCCCUGCUUCAGUCGUCUCUGGCCUGCCUUCUGUGCCAGCAUUUACAGGAGACGGAUAGCGGCUUCUGCAGGGAGGAAGGACUCCAGCGGCCUGUAUGCCGGGGGCAGGGGUGGAGGGUGCAAAUGGCCUCCAAGGAACCCAGAGGCGUUUCAGAGCCGCUGUUCUGCCAGGCCCUGCCGGGCAGUGAGAGAGGCCAGGCCGUGUUGCCCAAUGCAGGGGCCUCCCUUGUUCUCCCUCACUGGUGACAGAGGGUGACCUUUACAACGGAAAGACAGGUGGAGUCAAGACAAACGUUUUAAUCCCGUGUCUACUAGAACGUUGGGUGAAGUUGAGUUCAGGGCAGUCCUGCCAGUUCAAUUACCUUCCUGAUGUGGGGAGGUGGGGACUACACCCCUGCCAGCCUCACCUGCUUAGUCUCGGGAUCUGGGCAGACAACAUGCACCCCGUCAUUGCCUCCUGCCUGCUGGGGGAUGUGUGGUCACCCCAUACCAUCACAGGACGGGACUUCGUCCUGGACCCUGUACCACAUUGGAAACUGUGGCCUCCUGGGAUCGCGCCCCAGGCUGCUCCUGGUCCUUCCUUCUCAACGUCUCCCCCUCACCCCUGCAGGGCGGCAAUGCUAUGACCUCCUGGUGAUUGGCGGGGGAUCCGGCGGCCUAGCCUGUGCCAAGGAAGCCGCUCAGCUGGGGAAGAAGGUGGCCGUGGUGGACUACGUGGAGCCUUCCCCCCGAGGCACCCGGUGGGGCCUUGGCGGCACCUGCGUGAACGUCGGCUGCAUCCCCAAGAAGCUGAUGCACCAGGCGGCGCUGCUAGGGGGCAUGAUCCACGACGCCUCCCACUACGGCUGGAAGGUGGCCCAGCCCCUGCACGACUGGGGGAAAAUGGCAGAAGCCGUUCAAAACCACGUGAAGUCCCUGAACUGGGGGCACCGGGUCCAGCUGCAGGACAGAAAAGUGAAGUACUUUAACUUCAAGGCCAGCUUUGUCAACCCACACAUGGUUUGUGGUGUCUCAAAAGGUGGGGAAGAGACUCUGCUUUCGGCUGACCACAUUGUCAUCGCCACCGGAGGGCGGCCGAGGUACCCCACGCACAUCGAAGAUGCCUUGGAAUACGGGAUUACGAGUGAUGACAUCUUCUGGCUGAAGGAGUCCCCUGGAAAAACGUUGGUGGUUGGGGCCAGCUACGUGGCCCUGGAGUGUGCUGGCUUCCUCACUGGGCUCGGCCUGGAUACCACUGUCAUGAUACGCAGUGUCCCUCUCCGGGCCUUCGACCAGCAAAUGGCUUCCUUGGUCACAGAGCACAUGGCUGUUCACGGCACCCGAAUCCUGAGGGGCUGCACCCCCUUGAGGGUGGAGAAGCUCUCAGAUGGGCGACUCCAGGUCACCUGGGUGGACCUUGCCUCCGACAAGAAGGACACAGGCACCUUUGACACCGUCCUGUGGGCCAUAGGGACGGUCAGUGUCUUCGUUCUCCCGUGUUUCCAGCCCGUGGGUCUCUUCGUGCUGAGCCCCGUCACUCGUCCCCCGUCUGGGCCUGGGCUCUGAGUCCGUGUGGUCGUCAGACUUGUCCGGCUCCACAGCACUCGGCGAGCGUGCCGAGCCCUCAGAGGGCCUGUCCCCCAGCGUUUGUCCAUCCCGGCUUCCCAGGCCCCCACGUCCCCGGAGGUAGGCCCGGGCAGCAGUGCCCUUCUGAGAAGCUGAGGUGCUCAGAGUAGUGGGAAAUCAGAAAAUGAAAUAAACCCCGGAGGAGUCAGCGAUUCACUUCUGAGGAACAAGGCAAAGAUCUGAAAUGCCCCGGAGUGAACUUACUGCCUCUUGACCAAGAUCCGCUAAAUUACCAGAGGAAAUGUUCUUGACCAAACUGUAAAAGUAAAUCUUACGUAGGUUUAUUUUGAUGAACGCUACUCAGACCCAGAAACAUAAACUGAUUGUUAUUAAUUUAAAAUCCGUUCUAACUGGCGAGGUGGCUGGUUCCCCCUCCCACUCGCACCCAGUCCUCCCGCUUGGUCCCCAACGCCUUUGUACUGAGGCGCGGGCCUGCACCCAGAUGCCAUCAGCUGAGCCCACGCUGCUGGCAGCAGCCAGAGGGUGAGGGGCCGGGCCCUCGGAAAGCCUCAGGGUCCUCCCAGUGUCCAGACGACCCUGGUGGGUGGCAGGCAAGGCCCCGGGAGCCCUCCCCAACUGGUUUUGUUUUCUGUAUUUUCAAAAAGAGCAUCCCCCAGACAGUCUGCCGGGCGUGAUUGAUGCUGGGGGUGGAAGCUUUUCACAGUCCUUGGCCUCUGACCUUGCUUUCCGAGGCGGCGCUGCGGUGGCGGGUUCCUGGCACGCCUCCUGGGUCUGCACGGGCAAGUGCUGGCGGGGCCACUGCUCCCGCCGGGUUUUGUAAACAUUCAGGAACCAUUUCCCAGUUUAACAACCGGGAAUGUUCUCCGCCUGUUUACCAGGUAAGCCUUGAACCAAGCGUUAUUUCUACU